UGCACUCUCUCUCUCUCUCUCUGCCGUUUUUUUUUUUUUUCUUAUUCGUCCUCCCUUCUCCAUUUCCAGCUGUUUUUGGAGCGCGCAGAGAGAAACGGGGGAAGUUUCUCCACCAAUUGUUUCGGUCCUGAGAGGAGCUCAGCGGUCGGACCCUCCCUCCUUCUAUCUCUCUCCCCUCUCUCUCCUCUGUCUCUCUUUCUCUCUCGCCCUCUCUCUCUCUCUCCUCCCCUUGUUGUGACAGAGCACACCUGCUUGAUCUUGGCUGCACGCGCUCCGAGUCCAAUUACCCCAUAGGCCCUCGCAGCCACUUCAGUCUCAUCCCCCCGACUCGACUGGAUUUUUGGGAGUCAAGCUCAUCUCGCACACUUCUACUCUCUUUGCCUUGCUUCUACUCAGAACAGGCUCCCUGAUAGCAGCACCAUGAGGUCAGCCUGUCUCUCUCUGCUCCUGGUCACGGCCUGCUGGGCUCUGCCCUUUCGCCAGUCUGGCUUCCUAGACUUCAUGAUGGAGGAUGAUGCUGGAUCAGGUUUUGAAGAGGGACCGGUUUUGGUGCCUGGCCGCGGCGCCCAGCCCGAGGGACCCAAGUGCCCGUUCAGAUGCCAGUGCCACCUGAGAGUGAUCCAGUGCUCCGACCUCGGUCUGAAGGUGGUUCCUGGGGACAUCCCGGACGACACCACCCUGCUGGACCUGCAGAACAACAAGAUCACAGAGAUCAAGGAGAACGACUUCAAGAACCUCAAAGGACUGCAUGCUCUGAUCCUGGUGAACAACAAGAUCACCAUCAUCCACGCCAAGGCCCUGAGCCCUCUGACCAAGCUGCAGCGCCUCUACCUGUCGAAGAACAUGCUGAAGGACGUGCCGGCCAACAUGCCCAGGAGCCUGCAGGAGCUGCGCAUCCACGAGAACGAGAUCACCAAGAUCAAGAAGUCCUCCUUCCAGGCCAUGGCCCAGAUCAUCGUCAUGGAGCUCGGCUCCAACCCUCUGAAGAGUGCAGGAGUUGAGGCCAACGCUUUCGCUGACCUGAAAAGAGUUUCUUACAUUCGCAUUGCAGACACGAACAUCACAGAAGUCCCCAAAGGUCUGCCCAGCUCUCUCUCUGAGCUCCACCUGGACGGGAACAAGAUCACCAAACUGUCCGCUAACAGCCUGAAGGGCCUGAAGAACCUCGCCAAGCUGGGUCUGAGCUACAACGAGAUCAGCUCUGUGGAUAAUGGCACCCUGGCUAACGUCCCCCAUCUGAGGGAGCUGCACCUGGACAACAACGCUCUGACCAGCGUCCCUGCUGGCCUGCCCGACCACAAGUACAUCCAGGUGGUCUACCUCCACGCCAACAAGAUUGCUGCUGUGGGAACAGGGGACUUCUGUCCUCCAGGCCUCAACCACAAGAAGGCCAUGUACUCUGGCAUCAGCCUGUUCAGCAACCCCGUUCCUUACUGGGAAGUCCAGCCAAUCACCUUCCGCUGCGUCUUCGACCGCUCCGCCAUCCAGCUCGGCAACUACAGGAAGAAGUAGAGCGUCCAAUCAAACCGCCCCGCGACGCGACGCGCUCUCCCCGCCAGGAAGUGUGUGUUUGUAAAUGAGUGUGUGAAAGUUUUCUAAGUGUGUGUGUUUGACCGCAGCCCCCCCACAACACUGACCCUUACCAACACUGCCUCCCCUCCCCCCCACAUAAUCCACCCACGCACUCAUUUUUAAAACUCCAGUGGACAUGGACCUCAAACACAACAUAUUAUAUAGUCAGGCGGCUUAGCUGAAUAAAGGGGACACGCCGGAUAAAAGCACCAUACUUUUUUUCUACAUGCUCUCUAUCACCAUAGGUUUCAAUUUUUGGUAGGAGCCAC
Messenger RNA from Centropristis striata (black sea bass), 1841 nucleotides. It is a transcript of the gene dcn, whose product is annotated as decorin. NCBI's taxonomy places the organism in Eukaryota, Metazoa, Chordata, Actinopteri, Perciformes, Serranidae. The transcript has 8 exons. The record is from RefSeq and is a predicted model, not a curated record. Bases 421 to 1512 code for a protein of 363 amino acids. Gene Ontology annotation, molecular function: protein binding.